This is a messenger RNA of Setaria italica (foxtail millet), 582 nucleotides long. RefSeq lists its product as uncharacterized. The record is from RefSeq and is a predicted model, not a curated record. Lineage: Eukaryota; Viridiplantae; Streptophyta; Magnoliopsida; Poales; Poaceae. Bases 1 to 582 code for a protein of 193 amino acids. The transcript has a single exon.
AUGCAAGGCCAGGUACCUGGUCAAAACUUGGUAAAUGUUCCACCUCCUCCACCACCAGAAGAGCCACAACAACCAGCCCCUAAUGAGGGAGAUCAGUUUGUGGAUGUUGUGGGUGUUGAGGCCGAUAUAGCUCUACCCGCAGCUCCCGAAGUUGACCUUUAUGCCCAUGAGAACUUGGAGGGAUUUGAUAUUGAAAUGGAAGAUAAUUUGGGAGAGGCUCAAAUGGAGGAUCAUCAAUUUGCAUGGGCUAAUGCAAAUGUCGACGGGUUUGACCCACAAGGCCAUGGUCCCGUGGGGCAAUGGGAAGAAGCCGAGCAUGAUGGCGAGGGAGAGGAAGAAGAAGAGGAGCUGGAAGAAAUUGAGGGGAGUUCUUGUGUCAGUACAUCCUCAUCAUCAUCUUCUUCAUCUUCGUCAAGCGAUCAAGGCUCAGAAUCAGGAAGUGAGAACUCAGUCAACCAACCUCCACCUGUUGUUCCUCCAGGACAGACCUUGAUGAUAGUGGAUCAGGACAUACUGCAGGCUGUUAUGGCAAGGAUGGGGAUAAAUGCUGCAGAACUGGGUAUUUAUCCAUAUGGUGGCUGA